UAAAAAUGAUAAGGGGAGAUAAAUUAUAAAUAUUUAGAUGACAGCUGCCGUCAAAAUAAAAAGAAAAGAAAUGUGAAAUGUUUCCAUAUUUAAUUCCUUAGUUGGCAAGCUGCAAUGUGUUUCGCAGACUGAGUUUUAGACAUUGACAAAGAUCAUAGUGGAUGUCUUGAAAGGUAUUUCGGCUAGAAUCCAGAAGUUGAAGGUGUGUGACUUUAACUAUACCACAGAAUGUAAAGGACAAGACUGAGGCUCUAAAUUGCACACAGUUUAACAAAUGGAUUCAGCACCUUUGUCAAUGGUAUAUAGAAGUGAAAAACAACUGCCAAAGUUGAAUGUAGCCUUCCAAGAAUUCUACAAGCAUGAAGAGUUCUGCGACAUCACCCUCGUAACCAAUACUAAACGACUUCGGGCUCAUCGUGUUGUACUGGCUGCCUUCAGUCCCUACUUCUAUCAAGCAUUCUCACAACAAAAUAACUACCUGUCAGAUUUCAACUGCCAUCGCUUGGAUGAGGGAAGCCUGAAGGGUCUGCUGGAUUUCUGUUAUUCUGGAGUGAUAACCGUUGAUUCCGUAUCAGCAGAGAAACUGUUAUCUGUUGCUACAGUGUUACAAAUAAAAGAAGUGGAGAAAUUAUGCCAGACAUUUUUGCGGGCACAUCAGGCAUUUGUGUGUGAGAUUGCUUCAGAGAUACAGGAGAAGACAACUUCACCAUCUCCUAAAGAACGGAGCUCCAGUGAGCUGUUUUUUGUUGAGAGCUCUGGUCGAUUCAGCCCCGGAACCAGUCCUAAUGUCUCUACUUCUGGCCGACCUGUGUCAGAAACUAGUUCAGUGGAGACUCCAGACCUGGAAAUAGUCAAACAGGAACACCCAGAGCCAGUAGCCAGAGAAGAGCAUGCCAGAGAAGAACUCGUAUCACCAGGCACCCUGGCUAAGAGAAUGCAGUACCUGCCAAACCCUGGACUGAACAUCAUUGACAUGACCCAGUUAUCUCCAACAUAUCUAGGUCAUCCCUACCCCCGACCUCUGCUGUUUCCUCGCCCCUCCCCUCAGCCUUUUCAUCUGUUUGCUCCUAAACCAAGAGAAAAGAGUAAAUCAGAAAGCAGUGUGUGCAAUGAAAUUGAUCAAAACAGAGAGGAGGAACAUCAUGGCCAAAGUUCUAUCCUGUCAGUGGAUACAAGCUUUUCCCAGAAACCAGCUGAGUCUGUUGGAUUGAGCCAGUCUAGUUUGGGGGAGCAGCACUCUCCUUCAGAGAUAGAUACCCCCGGGCUCUACCAUGCAUGCUCUAUAUGUCAACAGAAGUUCAACAGCAGUAAGGCUCUUGGUAUUCACAUGGUGCUCCAUGACAGAGGUCACCCAUCCUUCAUACCAAAACGGAACCGGAAGUCCACCUUCCCCCAGAAGCAUGAGCACACCAGUGGGGAGUUUGGGAGUACCUCAGGCGAACUCUUCACCUGCAGUACUUGUGGUAAGAGCUUCAAAGACAACAGAUCCCUCAAAUUUCACAGAUACAACCACAUUCUGCGGCACGUGUGUCCCAUCUGUGGUAAGCGGUUCUCUCGCAGCUGGAAUCUGCAGCGACAUAAAAAAUCACAUUUCAAAGUUGGCAUGUCCGGAUGGCAGUUGACGUCUGAGAAUUCAGAAGAUUUAACACGGUCUGAAGAAGAGGGGGAAGUACUCAAUUCGUCCUUCACUGAUGAAGAGAUUCAAAUGUCGGGUAGUCAUGGAGCAGACGAACCUGUGGAUCUGACAGAAACAGGCAAAUCAGAGAGAUCUGACAAUGGGCCUCCUUAGGAAACGGUAGUUCCUUGGUUAAGAGGAGUUGUUAGACUUGUCAUGGAGGAGAUUGAUAUGUCAUCUUUUCAUUUAUUGAUACAUUUAUUUUAUAAUUUGAUUUGGAGAAUCAAUUGUAAAUUAAGAUGUCACUCAAAGCAUGCUCUGUUCUAUUUAUGUAAAACUGUAAUAGUCUAUCAUUUAAGUAAUUGUUUUCAGCUCUACUGAUCAGAGAGCAGAAAAGCUCAUCUACUGAUAAGUUGUCUGUUAUCUGUCCAUCUGUAAACAAUAUUUCAAAAUGCUACUCCUCAUACAGUUUGGGUAUAAUUUUAGUAAGACAAAAUAUACAUAAUUCUUGUGUAUCUAUAUAUCAAUGCUUAAUUUAGGCAAACUGUGACGCUUUGGUUCCAAAAAUAUGAUUCUUUUCAAUUCUUUAAAAAAGCCACUACUGCAGCUUGGGUCUGAUCAGACAUUUUACAAAUUAAGUGGAAAAUCUAAAAUCUUAACUAUAAGUUUACAUCAGUAAAGGUGCAGCCUUAUUAAAUAAAAAAUUCUGUAUGUUUUUUAAAGAAAGGACCCUAUGAUUUUUUUUCUGUAAUGAUGACAUUGGUCUACAAUGUGAAAUAAAAAUAUAAUUCAAAAAAAAUUAGUAUGCCAUACAGAUAAAAAUUUGAUGAAAAAUAACCUAAGAUAAAUAUGACCAUUGGCAAUUUUCAAGUUGAAAGAUACCUUCUUUAGCAGAUCAUGUGAUCAGGUAGCUGUCAUAUCACCCCAUCCUUUCUUCCAUCUUUAUUUGGGAGCUCUCAUAUUCAUUAGAAUUGGCAUAAAUUAUAUUUCCAUAUAGGAUUAUCGUCUUAAAUUUAAAUAUGUGCUACUACUUUUGAUUAAUAUCAAUAUCAGAUUUCUCCUCUUCUACAGUCUUAUUUUUUGUGCAAUGGUUUGUUCUUUUCUGUUGAACUUAUCUUUGUUGAUCAGCUGUGUGAUAGUUACAUAUUUUGUAUACUGGUGUAAUACCCAAGGUUCUACUUUGUAAUUACUUUUCCUACUGGAAAGAUUCAAGUUUAAAUGAGAAUUAUAUAUUUAUAUAUGGCUGGUACCAUAUUUUAAUCAGACUUUCUCAUUACAUGAAUGGAAUUAAAUUUAUCUGAAAAAUCCAGAACUAUUUACCUAGGAAUGAAAGAUUAUUAUAUGUGAAUUUAUAAAUAUAACAUUGUGACAAUAUGCUCUAUAUGCAGGAAUGAAAUACUGGACUGUAUCUGUUUUUAGAUGCGACUCACUGUAAACUUUGCUCUUAAUCAAGCUCUUGUUGACAAUGGGAUCUUUAAAUGCUGUAUGGGCAGAUAUCUGUUGUUGUAAGAGUCUGCGGAUGUUCUAUAGACAGAAUAUGAAUAUUGUAUGGACAGAUAUCUGUUGUUUUAGGUUCCUUGCUGAUGUUGUCAGAGUUAUACAUCUUGUUAUAUAUUGUACAAAGAUAACCAAGUCAUGAAGUAUAGUAUUGUUGAAUGGCAAAUUUACAUCAUUGUUGAGCGAUACAUUAAGUUUACUUGUAAUCAUGUUAACAGUUUUCAUAUUCUAAGCGUUGUUAGUGUAUAUAGUUUUAGUAUAUAUAUGUUGUUGAAUUCAAUACAUUGUUCUGCCACUGGUUGAGAUAUUUAUGUUUGUUAUGGGAGUAUAUAUUGUUAUUUUUAUCAAUAAACCUUAGCCAGAA
Messenger RNA from Saccostrea cuccullata (small rock oyster), 3476 nucleotides. Its product is annotated as zinc finger and BTB domain-containing protein 42-like. Gene Ontology annotation, biological process: regulation of transcription by RNA polymerase II. The record is from RefSeq and is a predicted model, not a curated record. Bases 275 to 1789 code for a protein of 504 amino acids. Gene Ontology annotation, molecular function: DNA-binding transcription factor activity, RNA polymerase II-specific; protein binding. Gene Ontology annotation, cellular component: nucleus. The transcript is spliced from 4 exons. NCBI's taxonomy places the organism in Eukaryota, Metazoa, Mollusca, Bivalvia, Ostreida, Ostreidae.